Saprolegnia parasitica CBS 223.65 is the source of this 948-nucleotide messenger RNA. RefSeq lists its product as hypothetical. The record is from RefSeq and is a predicted model, not a curated record. The coding region runs from base 1 to 876 and encodes 291 amino acids. Lineage: Eukaryota; Oomycota; Saprolegniomycetes; Saprolegniales; Saprolegniaceae. The transcript has a single exon.
AUGACCUCGGACGUCGACGCGCGCUCAAGCCUCUGCUAUGAGGCCAACGCCUUCAUCUACCUCCUGCCCGAAGACGUGCCCGGCGGUCUCCUCUCGCAGCCCGUGUACGCGCGGGUCGGCGACUCGGUGUCGCAUCCCGUGACGACGAUCCCGUGCGAGGGGUCUCACGCUGCGCUCUCGCUGCCCGCGCUCUCGCUCGGCCACGUGGUCUCGGAAGACGAAGCGCUUGUCGCCAAAACCGGGCUCUGGUACCGCCACAGCGUCGUCGUCGCCGUCAACGACAGCGAGGUCUGCCACGGCCAAGUCAUUGCGUACGACGUCCCAACGCGCAAGCUCACCGUGCGCACAAGCACGGGCCUCUUCACGGUCCAUCAGCGCAAUGUGCAGCGCGCGCCCGAAAUCUGCGCGCUGCUGCUCUGGCCCUUUUCGUACUCGAGUGCGCAAAAGCUGACCGUCGAUGUGCACUCGCGGCUGCUCAUGACCUUGGCCUCCGAGAGUUGCCCGGACCUGCCCGACCUUGUGCGCGACCUGGUUGAAGGCGGUAGCGACGAGGCGUCCACCGACGAGAUGCUGCCGCAGCCGCAUGACAUUCGUCUCUGGCUCGACUUGGGCAGCGGCGUUGACCGCCUCACGACCCUGUCGCACGCGAUCCACUACUACAAGCAUGCAAUGCUUCGCCUCCGCGUCGACGUCGCGAUUGGCACAUCGAUCUGCGACGACCCGUCGCUUCGGCACAAGACGGCGGCGCCACCGCCGUUCCACCAACGACUGUCGUUCUGGCGCGCGCUCCUCGCCGUCGCAGUGCUUGGCGGCAUCAGCUACGUCAUCUUCUACAUCGUCACGGGCCGCUUCCACGUGCGCGACAUGUGGCGAUAAACGUAAUUUUGUAUGAAAAACUAUACGCUAAUCGAUUGUCGAUUGAGCACCCUAACCCUACAGAGAAAUGGA